CCUCCGGAGCCGCCGACAGCACUAGUGGACGGGGCCUGGGUACCGGACCGGCCGCGCCAUGAGACUCCUCCCCCGCCUGCUUCUGCUUCUCCUGCUCGUGUUCCCCGCCACCCUCUGGCUCCAAGGCGGCCCUGGAGGCUCAGUAGCGGCGGCUCAAGAUCUUACAGAAGAUGAAGAAACAGUGGAAGAUUCAAUAAUUGAAGAUGAGGAUGAUGAAGCCGAGGUGGAAGAAGAUGAACCCACAGAUUUGGCAGAAGAUAAAGAGGAAGAAGAUGUAUCUGGUGAGCCUGAAGCUUCACCAAGUGCAGAUACAACUAUCCUAUUUGUGAAAGGAGAAGAUUUUCCAGCAAAUAACAUUGUGAAGUUCCUGGUAGGCUUUACAAACAAGGGUACAGAAGAUUUUAUUGUUGAAUCCCUAGAUGCCUCAUUUCGUUAUCCUCAGGACUACCAGUUUUAUAUCCAGAAUUUCACAGCUCUUCCUCUGAACACUGUAGUGCCACCCCAGAGACAGGCAACUUUUGAGUACUCCUUCAUUCCUGCAGAGCCCAUGGGUGGACGACCCUUUGGUCUAGUCAUCAAUCUGAACUACAAAGAUUUGAAUGGCAAUGUAUUCCAAGAUGCUGUCUUCAAUCAAACAGUUACAAUUAUUGAAAGAGAGGAUGGGCUAGAUGGAGAAACAAUCUUUAUGUAUAUGUUCCUUGCUGGUCUUGGGCUCUUGGUGGUUGUUGGCCUUCAUCAACUCCUCGAAUCUAGAAAGCGCAAGAGACCCAUACAGAAAGUAGAGAUGGGUACAUCAAGUCAGAAUGAUGUGGACAUGAGUUGGAUUCCACAGGAAACUUUGAAUCAGAUCAAUAAAGCUUCACCAAGAAGGUUGCCCAGGAAACGGGCACAGAAGAGAUCAGUGGGAUCUGAUGAGUAAAUGUUCCUUUGUGCAACAAUUCAGUCUUUACUUAACCUGCCCUAAUAUUUUUCGGCCUGAUGGGAAUUAGUGCAGAGAAGCCAUAUCACCAUAGAAGGCAACUACUCCUUAUGUGUGGACUGAGCAAUCAGAGUCUGUGGCGAUAAUAUUGCUGAAAAUGCACUGCAUUCAUUUUUCUAAAGUAACAAAUUUGGUUUUUUUUUAAACCAUUAAAAUCUGUGUGUGCGUGUGUA
Diceros bicornis minor is the source of this 1152-nucleotide messenger RNA. It is a transcript of the gene SSR1, whose product is annotated as signal sequence receptor subunit 1. NCBI's taxonomy places the organism in Eukaryota, Metazoa, Chordata, Mammalia, Perissodactyla, Rhinocerotidae. The coding region runs from base 59 to 919 and encodes 286 amino acids. Gene Ontology annotation, cellular component: endoplasmic reticulum membrane; endoplasmic reticulum. The transcript has 8 exons. The record is from RefSeq and is a predicted model, not a curated record.